UGGCGUCUAAUUUAAAUAUAUAAUAAUAGUUAUUUUAUUAGGAAAACCUUAAUCGUUUAUUUGGCCUUACUAAUCUUUAUAGGUAUCUUUCCCUUCAACCUCAUGAGUGUAGUACAGUACAGUACAGUACAGCACAGCACAGUAUAUAAUAUAGUUUUCAGUUUUGUUUUUUUCGAAGUUUAAAGUUUUUUCCAAAUAUGAAAGUUUUUGAUGUUUUUUCUUCAUUCGAUGAAUUUGAAAGAGUUUUAAGUCACUACAAAGACAAAAAUUAUGUCGACUAUUAUAUCAAAGACUGCAAGACCCUGGCAUCAAUCAAUGCUAAAUUCCCAAAUGGGAAAAUGGUAACAGCAUCAACCAAAAUUAAAUAUUACUAUAUUAAAUAUUGUUGUGUGCAUGGAGGAUGCCACAAAAAAAAAAAAAAUACUUUAGACCAACGUGUCACCUCGUAAGUACACUUAUAGUUUAUACAUAUUUAUACAUAUUUCAUUUUAUAUUACCUAGUUACAAUAUAUAAAAUAUAUAAAUAAAUUUAUAUUCAAAUGUUUAAGUACAAUGCGCCAAUGUUGUGAAGCUUUUAUUUAUUUAAAAGCUUCAGCAAAUGGACAACAGUUAGAAAUAACUAAAAUGAACGAGACUCAUAACCACGAGAUAUCAAAAAUAUUGUACAGCCAUCUUCCCAAUCAGAGAAAGAUCACACCGGAAAACAAGGCCAUAGUUAUAGAGUUGAUGGAUAUGAAGGCGAACAAAAAACUUAUACAAGAUAAAAUCAUGAAAGAAAGCGGUAAAAUAGUUACACUUAAGGAUUUAUCCAACAUCCGUACCACAGCUGGAAAUCAUUGUUCAAAAAAUGAUUUAACCGAAGUUGUAACUAAAUUAAAGAGGAAAUUCAACUGUACUGUAGAGGUAUCAAUAGACGAAGACAAUAAUUUAAACGGUAUUUUUAUUCAAGAUAUGAUUAUGGUAGAAUCAUUCAGUUCAUUUCCAGAGGUAGUUUUUGCAGAUGCCACGUACAAAUUACUUGAUCUGAGGCUUCCCGUUUAUGUUUUAAUGACUGAGGAUGGCAACGGGAACAGUGAAAUUGCAGCGAUUGGACUGUUGGUAAAUGAGGAAGAGUCAACUUUGCGUUGGUUUUUUGAAACAUUCAAAAAGAACAACCCAAUAUCAAUUCAAACUCGCGUAUAUGUAACCGACAAAGAUAUGAAGGAGAGAAAGGUAAUAAGGCAAGUAUUUCCAAAUUCUUCAUUAACAAUAUGCUUAUUUCACACAUUACGGACCUUCAAUCGGGAAAUAACAUGUGAAAAAAGAAAUAUAACUCCCAAAGAAAGGGAUGAUGUGAAACUGAUAUUUCAAGAAUUAACAUACUGCAAAUCCGAAGAAAUAAAUCCAAAUAAAAUGAAGCCUAAAGCGCAGUUUCUCAAGGAAAAUGAAAGAUACAACAAAGAAGAUUUUGUUUUUAAAUAAUGACUGUUGGUAUUCGGAUAAAUUCUGUAUUUUUGUGAUUUAUUAUACUAUUAUAAAAAGAAUAAAUAUUAAGUAACUAUUAAAGUA
This is a messenger RNA of Myzus persicae (green peach aphid), 1548 nucleotides long. RefSeq lists its product as uncharacterized. The coding region runs from base 553 to 1461 and encodes 302 amino acids. The record is from RefSeq and is a predicted model, not a curated record. The transcript has 3 exons. NCBI's taxonomy places the organism in Eukaryota, Metazoa, Arthropoda, Insecta, Hemiptera, Aphididae.